Molecule: messenger RNA, 1791 nt
Organism: Andrographis paniculata
Lineage: Eukaryota; Viridiplantae; Streptophyta; Magnoliopsida; Lamiales; Acanthaceae
Product: probable protein arginine N-methyltransferase 6
Exons: 13
Coding region: 89-1363 (424 amino acids)
Biological process (GO): peptidyl-arginine methylation
Molecular function (GO): protein-arginine N-methyltransferase activity
Source: RefSeq, a predicted model, not a curated record
AGCGCAAGUGCGCAACGUCUGUAGCUUUUCUCAUAUUACACAUUUACCCUUCAUUCCAUCUGGCGGUUACUGCAGGAGGUGGAGAAAGAUGUCCCAACCUAGCGGCGGCAGUGGCGGAGGCGGCGGGGGUGGCGCACCUCGAAACGGCCACCACUACGUAGAUGACGGUCCUAGCCCCCCCCAGCGGUUGCGGAGGACUCGCAGCAGGUCGCGCGACUACGGCGGCGACAACACUAGGGUUCCGCCACAUCAGGAGAUGGAAAAAGAGAGGGCGGCGAGCGGUCCUACCGACUUUGACGUGGCAUAUUUUAAUUCCUACGCGCACCUCGGCGUUCACGAGGAAAUGAUCAAGGAUCAUGUGCGCACGGAAACUUACAGAAAAGCAAUUUUCCACCAUCAAGAUCUGAUUGCAGGAAAAGUUGUAGUUGAUGUAGGGUGUGGCACUGGCAUUCUCUCUAUAUUUUGUGCUCAAGCUGGAGCCAGGCGGGUGUAUGCUGUGGAUGCCAGCAAUAUUGCAGUUCAGGCAAAGGAAGUCAUCAAGGCAAACAACUUGUCUGACACAAUAGUUGUAGUUCAUGGGCGAGUAGAGGAUGCUCAGAUUGAUGAAAAAGUAGAUGUUAUAGUUUCUGAAUGGAUGGGAUAUAUGCUUCUUUAUGAGAGCAUGCUGGGAAGCGUUAUUACUGCUAGAGACCGAUGGUUGAAGCCUGGAGGUCUCAUCCUUCCAUCACAUGCAACAUUAUACAUGGCCCCUGUAUCUCAUCCCGAUCGAUACAAUGAUAGUAUUGAGUUCUGGCGUAGUGUCUAUGGAAUUGAUAUGUCUGCUAUGAUGCAAUUGGCAAAGCAGUGUGCAUUUGAAGAGCCCUCUGUUGAGAUAAUCAACGGUGAAAAUGUAUUGACAUGGCCUUGUGUGGUAAAGCACAUUGACUGUUCUACAGUUACAUUGCCCGAGCUGGAGUCCGUUUCAGCAAAUUUUAAGUUUAAAUCCAUGAUGAGAGCACCAUUUCAUGGGUUUGCAUUCUGGUUCGAUGUGGAGUUUGCUACACCUGCAACUUCACCUUCCGAUGACAAGGACCCCCUGGAGUCGGCUGAGACUCCUGAUGAUCACGUGGCUGACACAAAACAAAGCAAGAAGCGUCCCAAUCCCAGUGACGCCCUCGUGCUCUCUACUGCACCCGAGGAACCCCCAACACAUUGGCAACAGACGGUGGUCUAUUUUUACGAACCAAUGGAUGUGCAGCAAGAUCAGCUCAUCGAAGGCACAGUGACACUAUCCCAAAGCAAAGAAAAUGCCAGAUUCAUGAACAUUCGCGUGCAUUACGAAUCUGGCGGUAAUGCUUAUUGCAAGGAAGCUAUUAUGCGAUGAAUCAAGCAGUCGUCUUUCGUAGCUUGUGUCCGGCGCCAAACUUGAAGAUUACUUUGGUUCGACAAGCAGACGAAACAUCCUGUGGUGAUUUUUUGGGAGGCAGUUUCUGAAACAACAAAAGCUAAACUGCGCUCCAAACUGGAAUUUGAUUAAUCAUCCAUCAUUCAAAAUGAAAAGAAAAAAAAAAAAAAGGGUACAUUCGAAAGGCACUAUAUAAUUUGAAUUGAGAGUUGAAGAUGUGAUUAGAUUGGGAUAUGGAUAUGGAUAUGGAUAUGAAUCUGAUCUCGUAUAGGCAGCAGCAGUUAGUGAGGUAGCUUAGAGAUAUAAUUCUUGAUCCUGUUUAAAAACCAUGUCUUGCUAAUCUUGCCCUACACUAAACUAUUACUUCAUUUGUUACUCUUCUUUUGGUUCCGAGAAGCAUUUGAUCA